Rhodamnia argentea is the source of this 1653-nucleotide messenger RNA. RefSeq lists its product as uncharacterized. The transcript has 12 exons. Lineage: Eukaryota; Viridiplantae; Streptophyta; Magnoliopsida; Myrtales; Myrtaceae. Bases 111 to 1382 code for a protein of 423 amino acids. Gene Ontology annotation, cellular component: chloroplast. The record is from RefSeq and is a predicted model, not a curated record.
CGGAGGUUUACAAGCAAUUGAGGAUUGAGGAUAAACCUGUUCAUCUUCUCCCACUCACCACUAGCAUCACCUGAACUCAGACACCUCUCUCUCUCUCUCAAUCCUCUUCAAUGUCGAGAGGGACCGAGCGUCUGAUCAAGAGCGUGCAGCAGUUCGCGGGCGCUCAGUACAAGAGCUUCACCGCUCGCUAUGGCCAGCAGCUGAUGGACAUCGUCGAGCUCCCGAUCAAGGUCGUCCUCUCUCCCAUCACUCUCGCCUUCGACAUCGCCGGCUCCGCUCCUCGCGGCUUCGGCGUCCCCGAGUUCAUCAGCAAGCUAUCCUACGCCUCCAUUUUCGUUGUUGCCACUCUUGGGACGUAUGAUAUUGCGUUGGAGCUUGGAAAGAAGGUGAUAUGUCAGAGGAAUUGCAAAACCUGCAAUGGAUGGCAGGCACUGAGGUGUACCAUGUGCAAAGGAUCAGGAAAAGUGCACUAUCAAGUGAAUAACUACAGCUUGAAGAGUGGAGAGAAAGCAACAGCCGAAUGCAUUGCUGAUGCCAUUGUUGAUAAACGUGCUGAACUCGUGCACCUUCCUUUGUCUGUUGAUCUUCAUUCGCCUUUGCCAUCUAAGGAUUGUCCAACUUGUGAUGGAACGGGAGUCAUGGGCUGUCCAGAAUGCAAACACAGACUACAAGUCAGAAUUUCUGCAGAUGAUAUUAUGGAGCCUCCAUGGAAAGCGUAUAAUGUCAUGAGAAAAAUGGACUACCCUUAUGAGCACAUUGUCCACAGCAUGAAAGACCCGAGCAUUGCUGCAUUCUGGUUGAUUACGUUCCCUCAAAUUGUUGGUGGAUUUGAAUAUGAUGAUGAAGUCAAACAGAAAAUAUGGUGGCAAUACAAGGAAUCCAUGAGGUAUGAUCAAAUUCGAGAUGUGGUAGCUAAUCGUAAACCUGGCUGGGAGCAUAUGCAGGAGGCUUUAAUUUCUAUAGAUCCAGUCCGUGCACGAGAUGAUCCCGUUCUUGUGAAGAAUAUUCCUUACUACAAAGCCAAGAAGGCUCUUGAGGCAGAAGUGAUGAAACUCGAUCCUCCUCCAAGACCUCAAAAUUGGGGUGAGCUAGAACUUCCACUCAAUUCAUCGUCUUGGAAUGAAGAGGAUCUAAAAAAUCCAGAUAAAUUAUAUGAGAUGACUGUACUACUUAAUGCCCAGAGAGAGAUUGCCGAUAGAAUCUUGGAUGCGCAAUGGCAAGCUAAAUGGCGUCAGGAAAAGCUGAAUGAGAUGUUGGAGGAGAAGGUGCGCCCUUUCAUUCAUGACAUUGACAACAGUGUCCUUUCUCGGCCGAUCGUCUUACAAUCAAAAGCACAGGAUCAGAAGAGAAAGCCACGGCAACGGAGGUGGUGGUUCUUUUAAAGAAGAACACUGCUUAAGCUAUUUGGCAUUUCGGGGAAUUUCAUUCUUGAUGGGCAUUUUUGGUUGGGCUGAUGGUCUUCUAUAAGGGCAAUUUUCCUUCUUCAACUUCUGCAUCGUUUUCUUGCAGCUUAGUUUAUUCUUUCUUUUUAAUUGCUUACAAAGUUGGAAGUUAGUAUGGAUGACAGUUGAAUAUGCUCAAUUUAUGUAUGGCGUUCUAAGUCGCGGCCUUGGAAUGUGACCUAGUUAAUCAAAUCUUGUCCAAAUUUUGGUC